This is a messenger RNA of Trichoderma asperellum CBS 433.97, 598 nucleotides long. The record is from RefSeq and is a predicted model, not a curated record. Lineage: Eukaryota; Fungi; Ascomycota; Sordariomycetes; Hypocreales; Hypocreaceae.
UCAUGUUUUGCUUGUACGAUGUUUAUACCACCACCUUUUUCCUUCACUGCGGGAAUAAGACUUUUUCUGUCAACCCGCAACUAGCGAUUCAUGUAUCAUGGUUGGGCGUCAGAACGUGUUUGUGUAUUGCCAACAGAAUUGGGCAGACAACUUGCACAUACCAUAUCGGGUAAAUACAUACUUGAACCACAAAAGACAAAAGUCAUUAAUCAUCUAAAGAGUGGAGAUGAAGGAGAGGGAGAAUGGGAGGUUAUAAUUGCAGUGGAUGGAGCUAUGAAGAACCGGGAAACGAUGCAUUUGGACAUCUGUAUACGAUUACUUUACUUCGUUUCUCUUUUUUUGUCGUUAUCUUCCUUUUUUCUUUUCUUUUUUCUUUUUCUUUCCUGCCUUUUUCUUCCUUUUCAGCAUUGGGACUGGCUUUACACAAAAAAAGCAUAUAGCUGACUGGUCAGCCCUCGGCGUUGGCGGCUUCCCCCAAGAAUGGUGGUUUUUUAUACAGAGGGAAAUACUACUAUUUUUUCACUUUUUUCCUUUCAAACUUUUUCUUUGGUUUGAUACAUGUUUCUCUUUUAUCCUUUUCUCGUUCUUCUUUUUCUUG